AUGGAUGCCAACGGGGUCAAUCAGAUAGUCAGUGCCCUUGGGGUCAUUUAUUCCAGUCAAUCGACGAACGAUGAUAGACGUCAGGCUCAGGAUUUCUUAGAGACUGUUAAGGAAGUGGAAGAGUCGCCUUUUUGGGGAUAUCAGCUUUCGCGUCCAGACAACAAGUUCGACAACAUAGUUAGGCACUUUGGCUUGAAUUUGCUGCGAUCAGCAAUCGCAAGAGACUUUGAUAGCUAUGACCUCGAAAAACAAAUCGCCGUGAGAAAUUGGGUCGUUGAGCUAGCCACAAAGGUUUCGUCUUCGGAUCCUCAUUAUCUAAAGGAAAAGGUGGCAUUUUUGUGGGUAGCUAUUGCCAAGAGGUGUUGGGGUAACUGCCUGGGAAAGGAAGGCCAAGAUAGUUUGGCUGUCCAAUUCACAGACGAACAAAAACUGGGGGCCUGGACUGAUAUGGACUCGAAUUUAUUGGAAUUGUGGAACUACAAUGCAUCGACUAGAGAGCUGUCCCUGAUCAUAUUCAGAACGCUGUUUGAGGAUGUGUAUCUCCUGGAUGAUCCAAUCGUCUCCUCCAGAAACAACGUGCUUUCAUCGCUUUGUCCGGAGGUUACCACCUCUGAAAGAAUACUGUCGUUGAAAUACGAGCCAAAUGAUUAUUUACGCAUGUUUUGUGCUUCCCAAGAGGGUUGGUUUGUGCGCUGGGCUGGCUUUCUGGACGAGUGUCUCCAACAACUGGCCGCCAACAUCGACAACGAAGAUUACAAAAACUAUACCCUUAGAAUCUUACAAACACUCAAGACUUGUCUCCAUUGGAUUUUGCCUAUUGCCUUUCGUGAAGUUGAAAUUUUAGCCAAACUCAGCCGAGCUCUCAUGCUUCCAGAUCCAAAGAUCAAGACUUUGGCCACAGACUGCAUGCACGUUCUGGCUACAAGGUCCUUUUCAGAGGAAACUGAUUUUGAUGAUGUGGUUGGUGCAAUCUUCCAUAGAGACGGUAUUCUCAUGCUUGCUGAGGUGUAUCGCUCCAUCAAGAUCGAUUCUGAUGAUAUAGACGAGCAGGAAUACUCUUUGCUCAAGAAACUUGUUGAGAUGAUCGUUGGUCUGAGCGGGUAUCUUCUCGUUGGAGAAAACACAAAGUUCAAGCUGCCCGCUUCUGCGGAUAUUCCAGGUUACCUCGAGCUGGUUCUGGAAACCACGAACCACGAAUCGCUGAUCAUCUCCGGUCUUUCGCUGAAUUUCUGGUGUGCCCUGCUGAGACGUGAUGAAUUGAGCUCUGACUCGAUCUACGAAGCAAUUUUGCCAACGCUCUUGGAUCAUGCUGCGAACCGACUUUUGAACUACGAAGACUUCGAUGAUGAAAACAUUGCCAGGAAGUAUCUUAGUCUGGACUUUGACUCGCAGCCAGACUCUCACUUGUUUCUUUCAAACUACAAAAAGUACAUGGAUGAUAUUGUUAGAAUAAUCGUUUGCAAGAUCCCUAACGAUGGUUUGAACUGGCUAGAAUCCAGACUUGAGCAGUUCUUUUCGUCACCUCUUGGUCAAAGUGCUAUGGCCUCAAAGAAACUUGUUUAUUCUGGUGCUGGUGCUGAGCCAUACAUCUAUGGGUUUCUUCAAUUUGUGCUUGUCGAGGCAAGUGUUAGGGGUGUUUCUAGAUGGCAGAUGUGGUACGAAGGAGAUGAUAAAGAUAACAAAAAUGAGUAUCUGACGAAACUGGUGGAAAGUCUCUGUGAACGGUUGCUUAUGCUCCAGAUCAAUGAUCCUAUUCUGCUCAGAAAACAGAUCCAGACUCUGGUCCAGUUCACACCUCUGCUGAAGGGAGUGUCUUCUCUUAUGUUCAAGGUGCUGGAGAGAGUCAUGAACUCGUGCACUUUUGACUACCCCGAGAACGCAGAUGACGACGAGAGGGAAUUGAUCAGGGACUUGAGGACUAGUGGGGGAACUGAGCUGAACCGUUUGGCAUAUCUCAUGCCCGAUUCAUUGACUACAAUUUUGGAUGACUUGGAAGUCGCGAUAGCGGACAUAAUACGGUCAGGAAAAUUAUCCGAUCAUGAAUCUGUUGCGUUCAAGUCAUUUUUGCUGGUUGUAUCGCAAAGAUCUUCUAUCAGCAACAAGCAGGAUCGAUUCUCUAGUAUUGUUGAUCCCGAGCUUGCAGCUUGGUCGGAUCCCGCAACUGAAAAAGGCCUUCUGGAGCUCCAUUGGUUCAUGGAAAGACUGGGUAUUGUCAAGAUCUCAGAGUACUUCCAAUCCCGUGGAAUCACUGCGGAGACAAAUUUGCUGACCGCUGAUAUGGACGACACUGGAAGGGCUCUGAAAACCGAACUAAAAAACCAUUGGUCGUCGGUUUUUCCUAUCAGAGCCACAAGAAUCUUCAUUCAAUACAGCAUUGAGAAGCUUGACCAUUCGUCUCAGAUGUACCAGGACUUACUAGCGUUGUGGAAGCCAAGGAUUCAACCCAUUCUGCCACAUAUCUUGCAACUAAUCUCUCAAAUCCAAGCAUACCAUGAUCCUGCCAAUUGGAGAGACUUGCCUGAAGAAGUCCAAGCCUUCGUGAAGGACAGUUGUACAGAAAGAUUUUGGCAACAGGGUGUUUCUAUUCAGUCCAAGGACUCUUUCAUGGAGGAGAGCGUCAAGGCUAUGCACUCUCUGAGAGAUUUUGCCGACAGUGUUGGUCAUAUUGUCAGAUACACCAGAGAGUAUGCCUACCUCACUAUAAGCUCUAUCUCAGAGCUUGAAGAGACCCUCUAUGACAUACCAAAUAUUGCGUCUUUGCUAUGGAGGGCUUUGGCUGGUGAUAGUGUGGGAAUUUCCCUUCAUUCGUGGAGACACAUGAUCAACUUGGUGCUGAGAAAUGUCAUUAAGAACUGCCCUACCAAGUUCACUGCAGGAUUUCUGGGGGAGCUUUUACCUCAAGUUUUACCACAAGUUGAUGCUUUACUCACGGAAAAAUGGACUCAGGUGUACCAGAGAGGUCUCCAGCUUGACGGAAACGAAGGUGAUGAGUCCCUUUCUGAGGAAAUGAUGGAGGAACAUAUGUUGCGUCAACUCACGGCUGUUGUGGAUCGCAUGCUGAUCGACUUGGUGGGUCAAUUGGGUAACACUCCUUUGCUCCCACGCCAAUUGGAGUCGCGUCAAGUUAUCUUCAGGAAUAAGGCUGUGUUGGCUCCCUUCUUGCAACUUCUGUGCCAUAUAAUCAUGUUCAAAGACACAAGAUGUUCGUUCAACGCUAUCCUCAUCAUAAGGAACAUGCUUUCCGACAUUCUGGGAUGGGAUGAUGAAGUUGACAAAUAUCUGUGUGAAAACUUGAUGAAGGCUCUGCUUGAGGUUCUCACCGACAACUUCUUCGUUGAUGCACAUCCAGAGGCAGGAUAUGCUCUCACGAAUCUGUAUGUGUCCCUGCGUGCAAACUCUCCAUACCCUGCGCAUGUUCUACAGAAGCUGCUACCAACCCUCACCACUAAGGAGUUGACCAACUUCGAGCAAGUGUUGAUCUCCGCAAAGACCCUGAGACAGAGGAGAAACGCUUUCAUGCAGCUCAUCUCCAAAGUGAAAGGAGACGACGAUAAAACCAUUGAAAAGGACAGAAAGAAACAGUUAGAGAGUGCUUCCAAGAGAAAGAAGAAGAGUGACGGAACAGACGUCAUGGACGAUCCUCUGGUAGAGAAUGGAUCCUUGAAUACGUUAUUUGGAGAUAACUAG
Molecule: messenger RNA, 3687 nt
Organism: Kuraishia capsulata CBS 1993
Lineage: Eukaryota; Fungi; Ascomycota; Pichiomycetes; Pichiales; Pichiaceae
Exons: 2
Coding region: 1-3687 (1228 amino acids)
Biological process (GO): RNA export from nucleus; protein export from nucleus
Cellular component (GO): RNA nuclear export complex; cytoplasm; nucleus
Molecular function (GO): RNA binding; nuclear export signal receptor activity
Source: RefSeq, a predicted model, not a curated record